Dothidotthia symphoricarpi CBS 119687 is the source of this 1227-nucleotide messenger RNA. RefSeq lists its product as uncharacterized. The record is from RefSeq and is a predicted model, not a curated record. The coding region runs from base 1 to 1227 and encodes 408 amino acids. NCBI's taxonomy places the organism in Eukaryota, Fungi, Ascomycota, Dothideomycetes, Pleosporales, Dothidotthiaceae. The transcript has 3 exons.
AUGCGCAGAGUCACUACCUGCGCGCCUAUACUUGCGGAGGGGAAAUACACCACACCAUGGAUCGAGAACGUGCCCGAGAGAUAUACAGGGCAGGCGAAUACUAGUGCGAAGUUUUAUGAGUUUGGGGCGGCAAGGAAGGGGAACUAUUGCGAUGCGACGGAUCCGCAGAAUGUUACAGCGACCGUGCCGACAUUCUGCACGACUAAGUAUGAGAGAGAGAAUUUCCGCGCGACCUACACUGUACGUUCAGCAACCGCAUAUCAUAACAACGUGAACCUCAGUGGUUUCGACCCCAUACCCGACUUCCAAGUCGCGGACUCAGACGUCACUCUUGUCUCGAUCUUCAGCCAAGCAGAAUACAACGGAAACGUGACCGACCCCCUAUUCCUAGCAACAAACGUAUCAACGUCUUCCAGCGAACUCUACACCUCAACAAACGACCUCAACAUCCUCGGCUGCACAGAACAAUACCAGCUAUGCAACCUAGGCAACCAACACUGCACCCCCCUAACAGGCCUCUACGGCAUCCAGCAAGCCAUGACGCAAAACGACCUCUCCCUCUCCCCCCGCCAACUCGCCACCUCAAAUAUAAUCUGGAAAGCCGCCUGGGCAAUGGGUCUCCAAUGGGCCGUCGAAGUCCUCGGCGCCAACGUCCUACUCGCACGCGACUGGGUCUUCACCGUCGACUCCGUGACCUCCGCCCCCCUGCCCGCAAACCAAUGGCACCUCGAAGCGCAAAACCUGCACAACUUCUCCCUCGCCGUCUUCCAGCGCCGCAUAGGCGAAUACGCACAGCCUGAGAACUUCCAGAUCCGCCCUGAUACUAACUCCCUCGAUCAGAUCGUCCCCCCGACGGACGCUGAUAUGCGCGCCCUGUGCGCGCUGCAGAAAGUGCGCAGCGCGGCGCAUUCGUCGGUUAGCGUGCUGGGUUUGUGCAUUAUUCUCGUCGUCGGCGCUCUGCUCGUGCUGCUCGAUUGGGUGUUUGUCCAGCAGAUGUUUUGGCUUGCGUCUUUUUCGCGCGGAAGGCAUGCGCGGAAGAUGGAUUGGACGAGUUCUGGUGCGCUGCAGCUUCAUCGCUUGGCGCUGGAGGCGAGGGGUGUGGGGCCGUGGGAUGCGGCGGAGUUUGAGUUCCCGACUUUGAGGGAGGGGAGGGAGAGGAAGGGGGCGGUGUAUACGACGGUGCCGAGUUUGGGGGAGGGCGAUGGGAAGAUGGGGCGGGGGGAGUAG